ACAAUCCCGGAAGUGCUCCUUCACCGUAGAGGUGGUGGCGUCUGCACAAGAGAACUUCCGGGUCAAGCUGCGGCUCCGGCCGGAAGAAGCUCGGCGCGGCUCUGGUUGGUCUCCACUCACAACUUUUAAUCUUGAAGACUUCAAAAUAUACUUGGACCUACAACUUUUUUGGGAAACUCCAGUACCAAGCAGUAAAUUACCCACUGUACUCUUGUUAUAGUAUAGAAGCUUUUGAGUUCUCCAAAUCUAAACAAGAUUUCCUCCCGUUUUUCCAUGAAGCCAUAUUGUUUUUUAUUCACUUUAGCGGUGAAUGUUAUUAUGCCAGCUGCUUUUGUUUUGGAAGAUGUAGGCUUCAAGCAAAUAGACCCACUGGGAGCAAAUCAUAGUUCCUUCAAUGUAUCAUUUCCCCCAAGCUCUGAACUCUCAGCAGGCUCCCACUCAGGUGAUGGUGUCAUCAUAGCCAAAGAGGGAGCUAGUGUUUCAAUCGAGUGUCUUCUCACUGUCGACCACUAUGAAGAUGUCAGUUGGUACAACUCAAAAGGACAGCAGCUGGAUGACAGAGGCAGAGCAGGUGGAAAAUGGUUGGUUUCCAAUAACUUCCUGAAUAUCACCAACGUAGCCUUUGAUGACCGUGGGCUCUAUACAUGUAUCGUCAAGUCGCCAAUCCGCGCCUCCUACUCUGUCACUCUGCGCGUUAUCUUCACCUCGGGAGACAUGAGUAUCUACUACAUGGUUGUCUGCCUCAUUGCCUUUACAAUCACUCUCAUUUUGAAUGUCACACGGCUGUGCAUGAUGAGCAGCCAUCUUCGUAAGACCGAGAAGGCUAUCAAUGAAUUCUUCAGAACUGAAGGGGCUGAGAAGCUUCAGAAGGCCUUUGAGAUUGCAAAACGCAUCCCCAUCAUCACCUCGGCCAAGACUCUGGAACUCGCCAAGGUCACACAAUUUAAGACCAUGGAGUUUGCUCGUUACAUUGAAGAACUGGCAAGAAGUGUCCCUCUUCCACCCCUGAUCCUAAACUGCAGGGCCUUCGUUGAGGAGAUGUUUGAGGCUGUGCGAAUGGAUGACCCCGAUGACAUGGGAGAAAGAAUUAAAGAGAGACCUGCCUUGAAUGCUCAAGGUGGCAUCUAUGUCAUUAACCCAGAGAUGGGGCGGAGUGAUUCCCCGGGCGGAGAUUCGGAUGAUGCUUCUCUGAAUGAACAAGGCCAGGAGAUAGCAGUUCAAGUUUCUGUCCACCUUCAGUCAGAGACCAAAAGCAUUGGUACAGAUUCUCAAGACAGCAGUCAUUUCAGCCCGCCUGACGAUAUGGGAUCUACCGAGCUGAACUCGAACUACAAAGAUGCGGCAUGUGAAAACUGCCAGCUGUGAGGUACCCCAGUACCUACAGAAACAGGUCUCGGAAAAGGAACCUGUGUCAUGCAGGAAAGAACAUUUUUACCAAAAGAUGACUGGGGUUUUCCCCUUGUUAAUAUUAAGCACAUCAGAACAUGGAUUAUUGCCAAAAUCUGUGAAAAUGGAGCAUUUUUUCCUAUCUGAUAUUUCUCAGCCAUUUUCCUCAAGCUUGAUUAGAUGAUACACAUUAAGAUUUAAAGGCUCCUGACAGAUAAACAUAAUGGAGAAAGUAGAGGACUGAGAGCUCCAUGGCUUCUCAUUCUGAUCAUGGUUUUAUCAUGGGUGAGGGAUGACACUUAUCUUGAGGACUCAGUUUUCCCACCAACAAGAUGGAGGGAUUUAUACUAAAUGAUAUCUAAAGUUGUUUCUAGCCCUAUAACGUCUUACUUGUCACUUCUAAACCGCCAAGAUCUUCAGCACAUCACUAAAUAAGCCCUUCCCUAGACUUUUAGUCCAUUUUUAUGGAGAGGACCAAGCUGAGACUUUAUCCCGUUUUUAGAUUUCUGCAUCAAUGCCAUAGUGCGUGAAAGUGUGGGUAUUUUUUGGACAUUUUACUUUGUGGUAUGUGCUAGGUUGAAUCUUUUCUGUGUAGUCCAUGUCUGUAUUGUUAUACAGAUAUCAGGGAGCCAACUGCUCGUUAGUAAACCCCUUUCCAUGAGUACACUGGUCCUUUGAGGGAUAUAUCAUGUCUUUUUAACUUACUGAGGCGUCAUUUAGUUCAUUGAGCCGGCAGUGAUUUCUCAACUAAUCUCCAUAAGUGAGUAGUUUGUUCCUAAGGAAUAAUGUCUUCAGUGCUUUUAGAAUAAGAUAUAAUGUCAAAUCAACUGUCUCUGGUAAAACAUAGAUUUUGACAUUUCUGUUAAUAGAAUUUCUCAGGCUUUCUCUUCUUAAAAGUACUGGACUCUACAAGAGGGUUCUGUAUUUGGGAUCCCAUUCCUGGGAGAAACCCAAAGCUGGAUUCCUCUUUAGACCUCUGUCAACCCUCUUGCCCUCUGUGGUCUUAAAUAUGGUGCUAAAAAUUGCAUGACUCCUUAUCUUGUUUGUUUUGUUUAUAUUGUUAAGGUUUUUAUUUUUGUGUACUUCAGAUAUAGAAUUCUGAUCUAGGGCUGGUUUUGUGGCCUUUCUGAGAAGCACUAACCUGAAAUAAGAUGAGAUAAUUCUGUGUGGUAUGUUACUGUAUUAAAUAUAUGAAAUAGACAGAUUUACUAUAUUAACUAUUAGAUAGAUACAUAGAUAUAUACACAUACAUACAAAUGAUCUAGAUGUAAAGAGGGAGAAAAAUUACGGAUGGUGCCACCUGAUUGAACUGUGUAUAAUAAACACUUAAGACAGUAUUUCUUGCCUGGCUGAGAUCUGAUAUAAUGGAAUUGUAAAUACUCUUCAGAAUAAUUUCUUCAGCUAUAGGAAGCUUGGUGUCAUAUAAUUUUAAGAACUUGGCAGUGGAGCUCCAUUUGCUACUUCAUGUUUCUUCACUUGGCUUCUGAUUAUUGAAGCAUUACUUGGACUGGCGGGUCCAAAGGGAAAUGUUCAGAGGGAGUUUUCUCAGGAUUUUAAUUUAAGGUUUCAGAUGAGGGCGGUAGGAAAUUCAGAGUGUGACCAGCUGGAACUCUUGCCUCCCUUUGUCCAGGCUAAUCAGAAAUAACGUAUCUGCUCUGGAUCGCAUAAAUGAGUCAAUAUGCAGUUUUAUCAGAUGGCAUUAUGGAUAAAGAUGAUAAUGAUCCCUUUUCUGUCUCUCAGGCUGUUUCUAUGGAAACCUCCAAAGCCAAACAAAAGCUUCCAAUCGUUUAGCCAAAGCUUGCCUUGGCUCAUAGACCUGUAUUUCUUUAAGGAAAACCGUUUUCAUACAUUGGGUUAUGAGAGCAAGGGCUCUUGAACAUACCCUAGAUCACAGAACACUUUUUCCUUUCCCAGAAUGUUUCUCUUGGAAAAUUAAAACUUUUAAAAAUCCAUUGUCUGAGGCCUGUCCCCUGAACAUUCCUCAGAACUUCAGAUAGUACCUCCAACCCUGUCCCAAAAUAGCAUCUUUGGGGUCAUUUCUUAGAAUGUAGCUUGUCACAUUAAAGAGAAUGGAUUUACCCGUACAUGUUCUCAUAAUGACCAUGAGUGUUUUGGACCCCUAAGGUAGACAUAUUUAAUGAUCAAAGUCAUGGGAAAUAGGACUUUGGAAAAAUAUAGGAAAUAUUGAAAAAAAACAAAAACUAAGUUUACACAAUGCUAUAUAAUAACUAUAGGCUACUCUAUCCUAGAUAAAUUAUUUUAGAAGCAUGAUGGUGACUUAAUUUGGUGGCCAACGUAACUGGAUUACUUUGACUAUUCCAGGUUAUGGUGCCAUUGAUAAGGAAUUAAAGUAGACCAAAUUUAAUCAGAAUUGGUAUUACUUUCUAAAGCUAAUUUUCAAGAAGAAAAUUGCUCUUGCUGAUAUUUUCUGUAUUUAAUCAAAUACUCUUCAUAUAUAAUUAAUAGUCGCAUGUUAUCUUUUUGUAAAAAUCUUUAACCUUUUAAACUACCAUGUUUCCCCAAAAUUAAGACCUACUUGGAAAAUAAGCCCUAGCGUAAUUUUUCAGGAUGACAUCUCCUGAACAUAAGCCCUUAUGCGUCUUUUGGAGCAAACCUUAAUAUAAAAGACCCGGUCUUAUUUUGGGGGAAACACGGUAUCGUCUAAAAGUCUUUCGAUAAUAACUGUGGUGUAAUCAUCCUUUUGUCUCAUUGGUUUUUAUAGUUAGUGAAAAUGCCUUUACUCAACAAAAUGUAUUUGAAAUAGUUAUCUCAUUUAUAAAUUUUGUCUUGUAUUUAAUGAGCCUUAUUGUUUUUAGGAAAUAGUGGCUUUGUGAAAUAAAUUUACUAAAAAUAGACAUGUAAACAUUUUUAUAGAUACCAGCUAAAACCAGACAGAGAGACAUCUUUUGAGCUGAUACCCACCAACUUAGGGUUUAGAAGCAGUUUGAUAAGUCUGUCCUGAAAGCUGCAUCUGUUAUGAUAGUUUAAUUCUUGAGUCAGGCCCAGUGAGCAUUUGUAUUUCCAACCAACUACCUGAUGUAUAAAGAUGUGGGGAGUUGCUGACCUGGACUGGUUGUGAGAAGGCUCCUGGCUUCUUUGCCCCACUUAACAUGUAUUUGAAAGUCAAAGCUUUUCCUUUGGUCCUCCAGCCUACGUGAAGCCCUUGGUACAGUCCUCUGCACACCCUGCGUAGUCUCACCAUAGGUCAAUCGUUGUCUCCUGUGUCCGCGAGCGGCAUGGGAGACGCCAUGCUGGUUUUCCAGAGUCCAGCCGGUCAUGGGUGCUAGCCUUGUCUCCACACACCGGCAGUUGGAACACAAGUAUGUCACAUUCCGUGCGUCACCAGGAAGAGCACAACCUGUUCUCAUCAUCUAGGCCAGUAAUGUUGAGAAUGCUCACCCUUGUCCAUAAACUCCUAGGUUCUCAGCACAUUUCAUGAAAGGAAAUGAGUAUUAUUUGGUAUGGUUCAGAUGAUGUUUAAAUGGUCACCAUGUCAAUGAAUACUUACAUUAUAAUUUUGUCCUUUAUUAAAGUCAUCCUUGAAUGUAAUGUAUUAAACGUUCAAUGGAGUAUA
Molecule: messenger RNA, 4960 nt
Organism: Rhinolophus ferrumequinum (greater horseshoe bat)
Lineage: Eukaryota; Metazoa; Chordata; Mammalia; Chiroptera; Rhinolophidae
Gene: MFAP3
Product: microfibril associated protein 3
Exons: 3
Coding region: 274-1365 (363 amino acids)
Source: RefSeq, a predicted model, not a curated record